GCACAGCUCCAGGGUGAUGAGGAGGUUAAGCCAGCCCCUCUCCGUCCUCUCUCGGUUGCAGCCCACCACCAGUCCAGCUGCCUCCAGUAGUCCCAGUGCACGCCGCAGCAGAGCAGCCAUGGACUCAUCCAAACUUUAACUUUCAGCUCGUCCUCUCUCGCUGAGUUCCCCGUGAAAAGCAACUUUGGCAGCCGAGGACGCAUGGGAAUCUAAUUUCGCCCCAAUUUUCGGUCAGUCGGUCAAGUCUGUGGAGGCCAUUGUUCGCUUUGCUCGGUUUGCAUGGUCCACUCAUGCGUCAGGAAUGCCAUGGCCACUCCGAGCGCACAGCAGCAGCACCAGGAUUAUUUCAGAUCGGUGAGCAGCGAGUCCACCACCUACAUGAUGGUCCCAGCCGGCGGGCCGAGCGGGGCCGCGGGGCGCAGAGAAGCGCCGUCCAAGAUGUGGGUGGCGAUGGUGGUGAUCGUGGUGGUGGUGCUGCAGAUUGCGUCCACCACGGGGCUCUUUGUCUACCUGAACAUGUCCAUAUCACAGGUGCGUAGCCAGGGAGUGACGGAGGAGUUAAAGUGCCUGAGUUUACUCAACGCUCUGGACAAGGACCAAGACAUCCCAGACCAGCUGGCCCAGCUCUUUGGAGAACCUUGCAUCAAAUUGGCUGAAGGCAUCAAAGCUUACAUCUCCAAGGUGACAGAGAACAUCAUCUCCAAACAAACUUUCAUUGAGGCCAGAACCAUGCCUCGCUCCUUCAACAAUUCGGGGUCGAAGUUCGUGACCUCGAUGACCCAGAGGCCGUCUGCUCAUUUGACCCUCCGAGACACCAGCUCUCAAGCAGGGUUACCUUCCUACCCGAUCCUGACGCCAGGACUCCACCAGUCCUGUCGCCACGUGGUCCGCUCGUGGGCCAAUCAGAGCUUCGGAGCGCACCUGCACAACAUGACCCUGUCCAAUGGGAAGCUGCGGGUGCCCCAGGAUGGGCGGUACUACCUGUACUCGCAGGUGUAUUUCCGUUAUCCGUCCCCAGCAGCCGUUGACGGGGACCAGCCCAGCGUCAGCCACCAGCUGGUUCAGUGUGUCUACAAGAAAACCUCCUACCCAAGCCCCAUUCAGCUCCUGAAGGGGGUUGGAACCAAGUGCUGGGCCCCGGACGCCGAGUACGCCCUUCACUCCGUCUACCAGGGAGGCCUGUUUGAGCUGAGGGCCGGCGACGAGCUCUUCGUCUCCGUGUCUUCACCCACCAUGGUGAACGCCGACGACUCCUCCAGCUACUUUGGUGCCUUCCGUCUGGAUCUCUGAGAGGAAAGGAUGGGAGAGGAACGAACGCUUGGGAUGAUGGACGGAUAAACAGAUGGGCUGGAGACAUUGAGUUAAGGGCCUUUUAAUAAUCCAUUGAUUGGAGAAUAAAAGGGUCAUUUAGACAGAAGUGUGGGAUGCUGCCCUGUAUCUCGGAUCCUCAAUGUUUGCUCGGACAUGUACAUUGAAGGAUGGAGGGGUUGGGGUUUGAAAGAGUCGCUUGGAGCGAAAGGGAAAAGAACGAGUGGAUUUGUCGUUCCAACUGUCCAUUAAGAGAAACCGAACUGUCGAGAGCAAGAUUAUACAGAGACACAUGUGCAAUCAUGGAAAAUAAAUGUGAGGAUAUUGAUGAUUUAUGGUUGAUUCUUGAGGUGGGAGUUUACUGUUUUGGAUGGCAAAAAAGAAAAAACCAAGAGAAGAAACGCCCCAAAAGAAAUCUGGCUACCCUGCGGUCUGUAUCCCAAAUUGAUCCAUAAAUCUCAACGCAUCUCCUCCAUCAACAGCAGUUUUGUGGGAACCAAUCGGACCCUCAGAUUUCGAUUCCAGACCGAAGAAUGUACACACAAUAAAAAACUUGAUCCUCUACAUCAAAGCUGAGAGGACGGACCAUCGAAGGGCAGCAGAAGAAAAUCAACAAAUGAAACCAAAGUAAGAAUUUGUGGAGUGUAACUUUAAGCGUGUCAUGAGGACUGUGCAUAUGUGUGGGAGAUUUAAACAAUGAACUGUGGUGAUUUUAAAAAAGUAAUUCUUUUGUAUUUUACUUUGACUGGACUUAAAACCACUUGGGGCUGUCUACGGACUUUCUACUCGAGAACUGUGGAUUUUAUGCAAAGACUUUUGGUGUGAGGAUCGGGAUCGCCUCUUUUUUACCGAACACUGUGGAAAGAGCUUUUCGAACAAGAGUCUGCAAACAAAAGGUGGAGGAAGAGGGAGAAGUCUUGUAAAUGCUAACGAGAAUGAGGCUGAGGGUUGUUGAUGUCUUCUCUCGCUUUCACGUUCCAGCAAUUCUUCCUCCUCUCUCCUCGUCAUGUAAACCAUUUUAUCCAUCUCGUCUUUCUCGUCUAACCUGUGAAGCCGCAUUGCGUUUUAUUUUAAGGGUCAGCUUUGACAACAAACACUCACGCAAACAUGCUCAUUGCACAUUCACAAGCACACGUGAACUUUUGAAGGUUAGCUGCGGUCACGUGGGACCACACUUUUACACAAAACAAACAUCUUCUAUUCUGUCCACGCUAACUGUGCUAAAUUCAGAUUGAGUCUUAAAUCGAUGCUAUCCGCGCUGCAGCUGCUCAUGCUAAACAGAUGAAUACAGAAGACGACGACACACGCCGUACACAAACACACAUGCAAACAUUUUGAAGCGAUUCAGACACUUACAUGGCCGAAACUCACCCAUGUGCUGCAAAUUUAGAACAAAAAGUUUCUCAGCCAAGGUUUUUUUUUCAGGAAAGCAUGUAGUAGGCUUUCAUUAAGAAAGAUGUGGAAGGACCUGGAGAGGAUAUUCAGACAUAAACCAUGCACCGCCGAGCACAAACUCAACCCCUACAUGCUUUUUUUUCCCCCUUCUGCAGAUGCACACAUCACCUCACAGUACAUGGAGGCUAGCCGGAGCUCUGCAGACACACACAUCAUCCGUUGUCAAAUCAAGUGCAAAAACACAAACAGACUGUGACAUACACACUCAUUAAUCCAUGCUGUCUGGCCUCCCUGUGCCAUCUGGUAGUUGUCAGUGUGUGUGUGUGUGUGUGUGCAUUUACAGUAUAUGUUUGUUUAAAGGGCAUGCACAAAUCAGAAAUUCAGGUCAAACAAAGUGACUCACACCUUCUUUUUUCUGUUUGGCGUGAAAGGAAAAAGGAUUAGCACAUCUUUUCUAAAGGUGAAAUCCACGCUAAGCUCCUCCCUCUGGUGCUGUGGUGCUCAUAUUCCUGUCUAUAUACUCUGUAAGCUUUGAAAACACAACAACACAUCCGGUUUAUUUUUCUGCUCCGACCAUGAAAUUGAGGGUAUAUUUCACUUUGUGUUAGAUUGCUGUUUUUGCUGCUUUUUUCUAUAUUUUUCCCCUCACACCUGGUCACGUUUCUGUUGGGCUCUAUCUCAUCGCACACACCAAGCUCGCUCUCCGUCUGAACCCAAGCCUCGGGUCUGUUUGUUGUCCGGGGUAGGGCUUCAACAGUCGCGAUAAUGCAGCGUGUUUUGACAACGCGGCUCCUUGGACCAGCUGGGAAAACAUUUUGGUUGAAUGUGUGUGAGCUGUGUUUGUGCUGGACAGUUCUCGAGCUGUGAACAAGUGUAGCGCGGUGUUGCUGAGACAAUAAACUCAUAUCUGAACUUUCCCUGUGUAUGUGAAGAUUUGCAGCGUAGUGCGGCCGAACGGUGACUUAGUGAGCGAAAAGAGCUGCCUAUAGAAGAGGAAGCAUGUCUGUGAGUCAUUUGAAUGUUUAGAAAAAGUGAAAAUUUGUCCAAACUUGCUUGAAAAGUGUGUCAGGGCCCCUCAAAUGUUUCACAGGAUAAUAACUUGGAAUGUAAAGAAUAAAAACAAGAAAAUCUCUCAGAGAGCA
Messenger RNA from Acanthochromis polyacanthus (spiny chromis), 3845 nucleotides. It is a transcript of the gene tnfsf10l, whose product is annotated as TNF superfamily member 10, like. Gene Ontology annotation, biological process: immune response. The record is from RefSeq and is a predicted model, not a curated record. Gene Ontology annotation, molecular function: tumor necrosis factor receptor binding. The transcript is spliced from 7 exons. Gene Ontology annotation, cellular component: membrane. NCBI's taxonomy places the organism in Eukaryota, Metazoa, Chordata, Actinopteri, Pomacentridae. The coding region runs from base 280 to 1290 and encodes 336 amino acids.